AAAAGAACCUCACCGUUAUCGUGAUCAAUCAUGUCGGUUUGGGUGCUGCUGCUCGUUGUAGCAUCGCUACUGUACUAUUACGUGCGUCGCCGAUAUAGGUACUGGAGUGAUCGAGGUGUGCCACAGCUGGACGCUACGAUGCCGUUCGGUAACAUGAAAGGUGUUGGAAAAGAGCGCAGCUUGAACGAGAUGCUAGAUGAAGCGUACUGGAAGUUCCGGGGAAAAUCGCCCGUUACCGGACUGUACUUUCUCACCAACCCCAUUCUGCUCGUGACAGACCCGGAGCUAACCAAACGCAUACUGGUGAAGGAUUUCCAUCAUUUCCACGACCGUGGUAUAUACGUGAACGAACGCGACGACCCACUAUCCGGACAUUUGUUCUCGAUAGGUGGUGAACGGUGGCGUUAUCUGCGCAAUAAGCUCAGCCCCACGUUCACAUCCGGCAAGAUGAAGUGCAUGUUCACCACUAUUUGCGAGAUCGGUGAUGAGUUAGUGGCUUCUUUUGACAAGCACAUCGAACGGGGUGAACCGAUCGACAUAAAGCUGCUAUGUCAGUGUUUCACGUGUGAUGUAGUCGGAUCGUGCGCGUUUGGAUUGCAGUGCAACUCGCUGCAAAAUGGCGGCUCCAAGCUGCUCGAAAUCGGUGACAAGGUGUUCCGGCAGAGUCCGCUGCGGUUGAUCUACUCGAUCGCGAUCAGUGCGUUUCCGCGAUUGUCCAGAGCGUUGCAUUUACCCGCUCUGCCAGGUGAGGUGUCGUCGUUCUUCAUGCCACUCGUACGAUCGACGGUCGAGCAUCGGGAGCAGAAUGCGAUCGAACGGGCCGACUUUCUUAAUCUGCUGAUUCAACUGAAAACACGCGGAACCGUGGAUGCUGAUGUCGAGACGGAUGAAAAGCUAACGCUCGACGAGGUGGCCGCGCAGGCGUUCGUGUUCUUCUUCGCCGGUUUCGAGACGUCCUCAACGACGCUCUCGUUUGCGCUUUUUCUCCUUGCCAGCCAUCCAGACGUGCAGGAUCGAUGUCGUGAGGAAAUCGUGCAGAAGUUGACUUCUCACGACGGAGCCAUCACGUACGAUGCACUCAAGGAGAUGACGUACCUGGAUCAGGUUAUCAAUGAAACCCUUCGCAUGUAUCCGCCUGUUGGGCAGCUGUUUCGAGUCGUCACCGAGCCGUACUACCUUGAAUCCGCCAACGUGACGCUGGACACGGGCACGAUGCUUAUCGUACCGAUCGACUCGUACCAUCACGAUCCUGAUCUCUAUCCCGAUCCGCAGCGUUUCGAUCCCGACCGAUUUACGGCGGAAGCGAUCAAAACACGACACAGCCACGCAUUUAUACCGUUCGGAGAGGGACCACGGAACUGCAUUGGCAUGCGAUUCGGGUUGCUGGAGGUGAAGUUUGGACUCGUGCAAGUGCUCAGUCGGUUGCGGAUCAGUGUCGAUGAGCGCACCCAAGUUCCGCUGCGCUUAACAAAGGGUUCCGGCUUUCCCGAGGCGGAAGGUGGCUUGUGGUUGAACGCAUCACGGCUGUAGCCGCCUAAGGGCCCUUAUUUCAAGCUAGAUAGACGCCACAGCUGAAAGUCAUUAUAAGUGUCAUAUAGCGAUUGCGCAACGCUCGCUUUGUUAAAGGUGCUCUUUGAUAAAUCAAUAUUUGAGCCGUUUAAGUUACACGUCGGAAUUUUCUAAGUGAUCAUGGAUGAUAACAGCACAAUGAAAGCGAUGAUGAUGAUAAUAUACGUUGAGU
Molecule: messenger RNA, 1741 nt
Organism: Anopheles nili
Lineage: Eukaryota; Metazoa; Arthropoda; Insecta; Diptera; Culicidae
Product: probable cytochrome P450 6a14
Exons: 2
Coding region: 31-1530 (499 amino acids)
Molecular function (GO): monooxygenase activity; iron ion binding; heme binding
Source: RefSeq, a predicted model, not a curated record